Messenger RNA from Peromyscus californicus insignis, 1314 nucleotides. It is a transcript of the gene Vamp5, whose product is annotated as vesicle associated membrane protein 5. Gene Ontology annotation, biological process: Golgi to plasma membrane protein transport. The transcript is spliced from 3 exons. NCBI's taxonomy places the organism in Eukaryota, Metazoa, Chordata, Mammalia, Rodentia, Cricetidae. Gene Ontology annotation, cellular component: plasma membrane. Bases 706 to 960 code for a protein of 84 amino acids. The record is from RefSeq and is a predicted model, not a curated record.
ACUUGCAGGAGUUGGUUCUCUCCACGAUGUGACUCCCAGGGAUGGAACUCUGAUCAUUAGGUUUGGCAUCGAGUGCCUUGAUCCACUGAGCCAUCUCGCCAGACCUCAGUUUAUCAUGUUUAAGUGUACAACUCGGUGACAUGUGAUGUAUUCAGAAUGCUGCCUGCUCCGUCUGAAAACAAUCAGAACUUUGGAGUGAUUGAUGUGUUUUAAUUUCGGGUGAGAUGCACUCACCAUGGUGGUAUCCUGGCCUGCUCACGAACAUCUCGAGCACUUAGCACUCACAGAUGCCUGUCGCAUGACGGAAUGACGCCUCCCUGGCUAACUCCUGUUGCAACUUCAGAUCCAAGAGACACCAAAAUUCACCAGGCUGGGGAGUCAUCGGAAGUCGUACGCUGGUGGCCCGGUAGGAGGCGCCCCACGGGCCCCGUUACCGCUUUCGGUUUGCCCGGGUCGGGCACCUCUCUGAGAAGGCUCGCCCCCCGCCCCUUUGGCCCGCGGGCCCGCCCCGCCCCGCGGCUUCCUCCAGAGCCGCGGGCACAGAGGCCGCGCCGGGCAGAGGAGCCAGAGCCGGCGAGCAGGCGGUGGCGGCGGCUGCGGAGGCGAUGGUGAGACCGGCAGGGGCAGAGGGCGAUUGUUCAGGGGCGUGAGGCAGGGAAAGAAUUGGAGCGAUGCCAGCGGCAGGCGGACGAAGUGACGGAAAUCAUGCUCAACAAUUUUAACAAGGUCCUGGAGCGUGACAACAAGCUGGCAGAGCUGGAGCAGCGCUCAGACCAGCUCCUGGACAUGAGUUCGGCCUUCAGCAAGACGACCAAGACUCUAGCCCAGAAGAAGCGCUGGGAGAAUAUCCGGUGCCGGAUCUACUUGGGGCUCGCAGUGGCUGGUGGCCUACUCAUCAUCCUGAUUGUACUGCUGGUCAUCUUUCUUCCAGGGAGUGGUGGGGACAGUAGUAAUCCAUAGGCCUAGGAUACAGGCAUUGCCUUAGGGACUGGGGACUGACCCAGCCAGGCCUGGAGGAGAGGCUGAAUGACUGUACUGGCCUGUUCUGGUCUCCAGAGAAUCCUGGUGUUUGCUUCCAUCUCGGCCACCCCGGAGAGUACUGAAGGGCAUCCUGGAUAUGUUCACCUCUGCAUCUCCCAUCAUGCCAUGGACUGGCCCUUGAGGGCAGCCUGCUGCUGCACUGGCCCUACUAGGCGACACAGCUGGAGCUCAGUAAAAGCAGCUGUUUGGUUAAAAGUGUUUGUUCUCUCUCUCUCUCUCUGCUCUCUCAUGCACAUACACACAUCACAGACACAAAUGUGUACACACACACUU